Messenger RNA from Eremomyces bilateralis CBS 781.70, 1969 nucleotides. RefSeq names its product cation diffusion facilitator 1. Lineage: Eukaryota; Fungi; Ascomycota; Dothideomycetes; Eremomycetales; Eremomycetaceae. Gene Ontology annotation, biological process: transmembrane transport; monoatomic cation transport. The record is from RefSeq and is a predicted model, not a curated record. The coding region runs from base 181 to 1644 and encodes 487 amino acids. Gene Ontology annotation, molecular function: monoatomic cation transmembrane transporter activity. The transcript is spliced from 2 exons. Gene Ontology annotation, cellular component: membrane.
GGGGGUGCAAAGCACGGCAGAAGGACCGACUCCGGCCUGGCUUUCACUAGACAAGCAAGCUUUACUCCGUUCCUUCCUUGUCUCUAAACCGUUAAACCCCCAAACUUUCCGCGCGUCAUGUUCGUAUUUCGUCUUUCGUGAUUCUUCAAUGUCCCGUCUCAGGAGGACCAAGAUACCAGAAUGGGUUCCGAAGAGAUCCGACACUCGAUCUCCCUCCGACCGCAUCCAUUUCACCUCGACCCUAACCCCUCCAGGCAAUCUAGUCCUCGUCCUGAAAGCCUGCAUCGACAUGUAGGACCGCCGACUCCGGCGGACGCGCCAACACCCACACAUUUCCCGUACAGCCAUGAACCCUACAAAGCCACCACCACCGCCUACGAAGCAAGCACCCCAAACGAGGAAAACGACCCCGUAGCCCGGCUCCAUUCCUCCGCCCACGAAGGCGAUGUCGAACGCCAAAGCCCCGCUCAAUACACGGAGGAGAAUGAUCCCUUUCAACUUGCCGCCCGGCUCAAGACCGCCUCGGAAAUUGACCUGAUCAAAGCGAACUCGUCCCGCAAACGCACAACUACCUCGACCUCCCGGUCGACCUGCACCCCCAACCCCCUCGCCAAUAGCACCGACAUCUCCUCGUGGCGCCGCGGCCGCGCAGUCGAGGAGUUCUACGAGUCGCAAAAUGCGAACAUCGAGCGGCUGCUAAAGCCCGUGGACGAGCACCGGGCGGCGGCGAAGGCGGAGCAGGGGAGCUCGCAUCUGAAGUAUCAGAUCGCGGUGCAGGGGUCGUUCGUGGCGAACGUGUUGCUGGCGGGCCUGCAGAUGUACGGGGCGGUCUCGUCCGGAUUGCUGUCGAUCUUCACGACGAUGGUGGAUUCGCUGUUCGAUCCGCUGAGCAACGUGAUGUUGAUCCUGUGCAACCGGGCGGUGGGACGGGUGGAUUCGAGGAAGUUCCCGAGCGGGAAGGCGAGGAUUGAGACGGCGGGGAAUAUCAUCUUCUGCUUCGUCAUGAUCGCAGUGUCGCUGGUCGUAAUUGUCAUGAGCUGUCGAGACCUGAUUGGAGGGUCGGAGACGGACACAAAGGAUUUUCAUCUACCGUCGGUGCUGGCUGUCGCGAUUGCGUUCUUCACCAAGUUGGCGCUAUUCUUCUAUUGCUACGCGCUGAGGAAUAUAUAUAGCCAGGUGCGGAUCCUGUGGGAGGACCAUAGGAACGAUUUGCUGAUCAAUGGGUUUGGAUUGAUGACCGCGGUCCUGGGAAGCAAGUUGAAGUGGUGGAUUGAUGCGAUGGGCGCCAUCGUCCUAUCGACACUCAUCAUAUUCCUAUGGGCGAGAACAGCAUAUUCGGAGUUCCAAUUGCUCAUUGGAGUCUCUGCCGACACGCAUACGCUGCAGUUGAUCACCUAUAUCUCUAUGACCCACUCGGAACACAUUUCGGCAAUCGACACCGUCCGAGCCUACCAUUCCGGACCACGCCUCAUUGUCGAGGUUGACAUUGUCAUGGAUGCAGAUGACUCGUUACGAAGCACGCAUGAUGUGGCGGAAGAACUGCAGACCAAGCUGGAGAGCCUGCCGGAUGUUGAGCGGGCGUACGUCCAUGUAGACUAUGAGACGAGCCAUGCGCCGGAGCAUUUCCUAAAGAAGGAGCUAUAGCCUCGACGUUGAGGCCUAGAUGAAUCGAUAAGAAUCUUGUACAUACCUAGUAGCAUAUUGCCGACUUUAGCUUGAGUCACCGCGUGAUUCCGCAGGGGCAAUAUUCCGAGCAUCACGGGCGAGCGCAUGAUGGGGUGAGGGACGCGGUCAAGCGGAUGCUAAACAUGCCGAAAUCGACCCGUAUUCGAAUUCCAUGAUCAAACGAUCAACAGAUCGAGGAAAUGUGUGGGGAAGAACCCUUGAUCGCUCAAGGUCAGAAUUUGGUGUCAUUGGUUGUUGGCUUCAUCUACGCACGGCAUGAUACAAUCUCAGCCCACCUCCCCGC